CAAAUAUCCUCACAUCAGGUCCCCUUGACUGUCUCCUUCACAGUGGGCUCGCAGGCAGACACAGCUGACUUUUAAACCGAGCUGGCCGCUGUCCUUGCAGUACGGGGGUAAAAACAGGGACCUUGCAAUGAUCUCGCUGGACUUCAAUUUCAACAUUUUGACAAGGGACCUGUCACAUUAUCUAGAAAAUCAGGUGAAAGUUGGGCUGUUCGGCUCGGGAGUGGGGCUGUCUCUGGUUUUGGGCUUUAGCGCAGCGUACACCUGCUAUUAUCUACUGUCAGUAGCGAAGAAGCCACAGCUCAUCUCAGGGGGGAAGAAGUUCUACCACUUUCUGAGGGAGCAAUGUCCGGUAGUAUCAGAGACCUACUACCCCACCUUUUGGUGCUGGGAGAGCCGCAUCCAGACUCUGCUGAGACCCUUUGUCACAGCCAAACCGGGGGUCGUCUACAGAAAUGAGCUUAUUAAGGCAGCAGAUGGAGGACAGAUCUCUUUGGAUUGGUUUGACAACGACGACAGCCUCUCUCAUCCCGACCCGGCCACCAGGCCCACGGUCCUCCUUCUCCCUGGUCUGACCGGCACCAGCCGAGAGUCCUACAUCCUGCACAUGGUCCAACAGAGUCGGGAUCUGGGCUAUAGAUGUGUGGUGUUCAACAACAGAGGGGUUUCGGGUGAAACACUGCUGACCCCAAGGACCUACUGCGCAGCCAACACAGAGGAUCUGGAGUAUGUUAUUGAGCACAUCCAGAGGCGUAAUGAAGCUGCUCCGAUCAUGGCUGCUGGAGUAUCAAUGGGCGGGAUGAUGCUGGCCAACUACUUGGGGCGCAAAGGCCGGGAAACCUGUCUGAGAGGGGUCGUAGUCUUCUCAGCAGGCUGGGAUGUAUUUGAGUGCACUGCUUCACUGGAAAAACCCCUGGACCGCUUCCUCUUCAACUCUUACCUCACCAGCUGCCUACAAGCCUCCGUGCACAGACACAGACCAGUGCUUGAAAAGUGUUACGACAUCGAUCAUGUCAUGAAGGCAAAGACGAUUCGAGAGUUUGACGAGAGGUUCACCUCCAUAAUGUUCGGCUAUCCUACCAAUGAUGACUACUACCAUGAUGCCAGUCCUGUCCACAGGCUGAAAUCUGUGCAGGUGCCAAUGCUGUGUCUGAAUGCUGCUGAUGAUGUCUUUUCCCCAUCUCAUGCCAUUCCAGUGGAGGCAGUGAAGCAGAACCCCAACCUGGCCCUGAUCAUCACCUCUCAUGGCGGCCAUAUUGGUUUCCUGGAGGGCCUGUGGCCUCGACAGAGUACGUACAUGGACCGAGUGUUCAAGCAGUUUGCUAAGGCGGUCAUCGAAGAAGGCAGCGGACUCCAAGACCUCUCCCGAUAAGAGAACUCAACAAAGUGUUCCUCUAGUUUUACUUCCAUGAUCGUAUGCCUUUCUUCUUUCUUUCCUUCUUUUCUCUGCUCUUUUCUUUCAUUUUUGCCAUCCAUCUUUCCUCGCUGCAUUCCAUCCAUUAUUCCUUCCAUUUUUAUUCCUUUCCUUCUUGUUUUUUUCUACGUUCGUUCCUUCAUCUCUUUCUUUUGCAUUCAAUACUUCAAUCCUUUAUUCCUUCCCUCUCAACUGAAUCCUGUUCUACCUAUUUCCUUCCUUCCAUUGACUUUCUUUUAUCUUUGCCCUCCAUCCUUCCAUCCUAUUCUUCCUUCUGCCACAAGCAAAAAAAACAAACAAGUUAUUUCUCAUUUAAAGGGCACAUCUGAUUGAGUGCAGCAUUCAACAUACAUUUAUUUAUUUUAUACAAUUAACAAGUCAUUGUAUGUAGUCACGCUUUCAGUGGCAUGCUUAUUUAGAACAAAGCAUAGCUGUUCAUGUCACUGUUAAAGCUGAACCUGUGCCCAUCUUGUUCAGUUUUAUUAGCUAACUAACAAAUUCUGCAAUUACCUUGUGCAAUCAUUUUAUUUUUAAGUUAACAUAAGAAACAUGAAAAUCCAAUCAUCUGUCUUCAUAAACCUUUAGUAGUUAUAUCAGUAGGAUUUUAGCCCUCAGGGAUUUUCUUUAUUUACUCAUACUUCCUGCGUAAAUUUGUUUUGUCACUCAUUAGUUUAUAUUUUCCUUGUUUAAAGGUAGAUGUUAUUUACCAGUUGACACACAGUUGUAACUUUUCUUUAAUGUUAACAGUUUGAUAUUUUGGGGAAAAUGCUUAUUUGAUUUAUUGCGGCGAGUUAGACGAGGAUCACUAACACCACUCAGUCACAUGCUCUUGGAUGGUCCCAUUUCCUGAGCUGGGAAAUCUUCUUCGGACUUCGGUGUGUUCAUUAUGCCACGUGGGAACAACUCAUUACAUCGUCACAAAGAUGUAAUGAGGCCGUGGCUGAGAGCGAAUCAGGGCCCCCGUUCACUUUACUAGUACGUUUAGUACACAAACUGAAACACUGACUGACGAAGCCUACAGGGAAUGGCAGUCCGUUAGAGAGGGCGAGAGGGAGCUCCAGGGCAGAAGGUGGCAGUAGUGCACCUAUUACGCUAGUUGCCAAGCGCCGGUAAAACACAAAAGGGAUAAAAGAAGAAAAAGAAGACUGGAGUGAGGGGCUGGAGCAAUUCUGUGCUUACGCUACUUGUCACUUACGGUUAAGAGAGAGACACUAGCUGGGACGGGAAGUUGAGGAAAGAACGAAACUUUUCACAAAGUGAUUCAGUACGGUUCAUUCACCUCAGUGCUUCAUUCUUUUGAACGAAUCAGUCGCGAAAGAAAUAUCACUAGUGUCAGCGUGGGUUCUCUCAGGGUCCUGCAGCUUCCUCCCACAGUCCAAAGACAUGCAGCUUAGGUUUAAUUGGUGACUCUAAAUUGCCCGUAGGAGUGAAUGAGAGCUUGAACAGUUGUCUCUAUGUGUCAACCCUGUGAUAGUCUGGCAACCCUGUCCAGGGUGUAUACCGCCAAAUGUCAGCUGGGAUCGGCUCCAGACCCCUGUGCCCCAAGUUCGGUUAAGCAGUUAUGGACGGCAACAUUUAUAUUUGUCUGCUGUACUUUGCAAGUCCCAACAUUUUUGCAGACUUUCUGAGUUGUUGUUCCAACUUGAAGGGGCAUUUUUUGCGAAUUUUCCUAGUCAUUAGGAACUCUUUCUCUCGAACCACGAGUGCUGGGUAAGCUGUAGCUAGCAGCUGAUUAGCUUAGCUUACCAUAAAGACGCGAAGCAGUGGAAAAAUUGGCUCUAAAAACAGAACAAAUUCCUUCUAUGAGCACUGGUAAAACACUGGGCAGAGCCAACCUAGCUGUUUCCCCACUGCUCUCAGUCUUUAUGCUAAGCUAAGCUAACUGUCUGCCUCAUAUUAAACCUACAGAGGAGAGUGGUGUUAUUCUUCUCAUCUAACUUUCCACAAGAAAGCGAUUGAGUAUAUUUUCCAAAAUGUCGAUCUUUUCCUUCCUUUAACCUUUUGCAUGCACUUUUUACUUUCACACAUUCUACCUUCACGCGCACCAAAUAGUUCUUUAAAAAUGUAUAAUAUGGAGAAUAAUUCAUUAAUGACAAGGAAUGUGAAAUUGCACUAUUUUAGUUGAUACUACCAUGCCUCUAAUUCCGUAAUGCAAGACACUUCAUUUCAUUCCAUAAAUGAAAGUAUAUCCCAAAGGCCGAACAGAGCAGUAUAUGAAUGCCAUGAGGUUUUCUUUGUGAAGAUGUCGGUGGUUAGUUGUGUAAGUACGUCUGCGGGUGCUAGAUAGUGACGUGGAUGAAGUGACGAACAUAGGAAGACGGAGAGUGUACAUAUUGGCUGUUUCCUUACGAGAUGCAUAGCAGCUUUAAUGGCACCUGGUCGUCAGUCGUUUACUGGUUUUCGUUUCGCCAACAAUGAUCUAGGCGCUGGCUACCGUGUAUGAGUUGGCAUCAAUGAAACGACCAGACUCGACUGGCAGCCAGACUCACAGUAAUUUGCUGCAUGGGGGGGAUUUCGACUUCCUGUUCCUGUGGAAUUUCGGUGUCUGUUUGUUCUGCCAAGUAGCAUGUGUCCCAUCAGCGUCAUCAUGUCCUGAACCAUAACAUCACUUCUGUAGCACAAAGGACAUGUUUGUGGGUUUUUUUUCAUAGGAUGCUGCAUUUCAUUUUGUACAUGACAUAUAAAAAAGCAACAUUAUGUCUAACGUGCAGCAAUAAGAUUUUGAAUUAAAAAAAGAAGUCUCUAUAGUAUAAUUAUAUAGUAUAUGCACAUUAUCACCAUGAGUGUAAUAUGCUGUAUUUAAUAACUUAUUAAACAGAGUCUAGGUC
Centropristis striata (black sea bass) is the source of this 4239-nucleotide messenger RNA. RefSeq names its product abhydrolase domain containing 3, phospholipase (gene abhd3). The coding region runs from base 128 to 1369 and encodes 413 amino acids. The record is from RefSeq and is a predicted model, not a curated record. Gene Ontology annotation, biological process: phosphatidylcholine metabolic process; medium-chain fatty acid biosynthetic process; medium-chain fatty acid catabolic process. The transcript has 9 exons. NCBI's taxonomy places the organism in Eukaryota, Metazoa, Chordata, Actinopteri, Perciformes, Serranidae. Gene Ontology annotation, molecular function: acetylesterase activity; glycerophospholipid phospholipase A1 activity; monoacylglycerol lipase activity.